AAAAGGAAGUUUACUGCCACGGUAUCUCAGACCAUCCUCAAGUAACAUCAAAUUACGAAGAUUAUUAUCAUUUUGUACAUUUCAUUGCGAAAAACCGAAAAACUCAGAAUAGCAUUGUUUAGAUAUAUACUCAGCUAAAACUGACUGAGUGUUAUUUGUAUCGGUGGCACAGCUCGGUAAUUAGGCUUCUUCAGUUAAAGUUAGCUGGACAGCUAAUGCUUGGCGUCUGUUGAGUGGAAAUGUUCAAAGCAAAAAUACUCUUUAUUGGUCCCAGUGAAAGUGGGAAAACGGUUCUUGCUAAUUUUCUCUCUGACACAACAGAAAAUGUGGGAGGUGUAUACAGUCCUACUCAGGGAGUCAGGAUACUGGAAUACGAAUCACAACCUGAAGGCAGUGGUGACAACAAGACAUGUGAGGUUGAACUUUGGGACUGUUCAGGAGACUUCAAAUUUGAAUCAUGUUGGCCUGCACUCAUGAAGGACUCCAGCGGUAUGGUGAUCAUUUUUAAUCCAGAUGUUCCAAGCCACCUCAAAGAAAUAGAGACGUGGUAUUCGAUGUUCAUCUCCUCUCAAGGUUUGCAGGAAAAUCAGUGCUUACUCAUAGCUCACCACAAGCCUGGCAGCGGAGUACAAGACGGACGUCUGCCUUUAGGUGAUCCCACUGCAGGUCUCCCACAGCUGGUGUAUGAGUUAAUAACACUAUUACUAUUCUCAGCUAACAUGUUCAUUCUUUCUGUUGCAGCCUCCCACUUAAGCAGACUCCCACUUAUUCACUCCAACCUGGAGGAGGAACUGGAGGAUGUGAGACGAGCUUUCUGCAGAUACUUGGGAACUGUUAUAAAUACAAUGUCUGAGAGCCGGGAGCGAGAGGAGAUGUCGAUCAUUACAUAGCAGCACAAUUUAUAAAAUAUGCAGCUUAAUGCAGAUACAUUUUGUUGGCAUCUACAAUCUGUUUAAGAAACUAUUACAAACACUUCUAAUUUUUAAGUUAAUAAUUAUACAUCUUUACUGUGAUUCAGCUGUGCAUGAAAUCUCCCAAAACCCCUUUCAAACUUUAAUAGUUUCCUACAGUUAGAUGUUAUUGUUCAUUUUUGGCUUCUUACAUUUUUAUGUCUUUUUUGAAUAAACAUAUAUAACAUUA
Messenger RNA from Seriola aureovittata, 1140 nucleotides. RefSeq names its product intraflagellar transport 22 homolog (Chlamydomonas) (gene ift22). Gene Ontology annotation, biological process: intracellular protein transport. Gene Ontology annotation, cellular component: endomembrane system. The transcript has 4 exons. NCBI's taxonomy places the organism in Eukaryota, Metazoa, Chordata, Actinopteri, Carangiformes, Carangidae. The coding region runs from base 240 to 890 and encodes 216 amino acids. Gene Ontology annotation, molecular function: GTPase activity. The record is from RefSeq and is a predicted model, not a curated record.